AGAGGGACGAGCUCCUCGCGAGAGGUGAAGUUGAAGCUGCCUCCGCCAUCUUGGAGAUGGGAGUCGGGCGAUGGCUGUGGUCCUUCUGCUAAUGCAAACAACAAAACAGGCCCACUAGUCGCCCCCAAUAGGCUAUCAUCACUGUAAGUGUUGGCCAAAGCCACACAAGGAGCGAGGGUGUCAAGCCGCGGGCGGCGACACUGAAAGCAGCUUCAUCCGCCUUGUGGGGCGGCAGAAGUGAAGUGCCUGCGGACCGGAAGCAUGGUGCAGUCCUGCUCCGCCUACGGCUGCAAGAACCGCUAUGACAAGGACAAGCCUGUUUCUUUCCACAAGUUUCCUCUUACUCGACCCAGUCUCUGUAAAAAAUGGGAGGCAGCUGUCAGAAGAAAAAACUUUAAACCCACCAAGUAUAGCAGUAUCUGUUCAGAGCACUUUACUCCAGACUGCUUUAAGAGGGAGUGCAACAACAAGUUACUGAAAGAGAAUGCUGUGCCUACGAUUUUUCUUUGUACUGAACCACAUGACAAGAAGGAAGAUCUUCUGGAGCCACAGGAACAGCUUCCUCCGCCUCCUCUAACACCUCCCAUUUCCCAGGUAGAUGCUGCUAUUGGAUUACUAAUGCCACCUCUCCAGACCCCUGAUAAUCUUUCAGUUUUCUGUGACCACAACUAUACUGUGGAGGAUACAAUGCACCAGAGGAAGAGGAUUCAUCAGCUAGAGCAGCAAGUUGAAAAACUCAGAAAGAAACUCAAGACUGCACAGCAGCGAUGCAGGAGACAAGAACGGCAGCUUGAGAAGCUGAAGGAGGUUGUACACUUCCAGAAAGAGAAAGACGACACAUCAGAAAGAGGUUAUGUGAUUCUACCCAAUGACUACUUUGAAAUAGUCGAAGUACCAGCAUAAAAAAACGAAAUGUAUAUUGAUUUUUAAUGGGGCAAUACCACAUAUCCUCUCCUAUCCUUCUAGAAAGGAGUUUCAUUUGGAAAAAACCACACUUGAUUACUAAUAUAAAAACAGUUCAGAAUAUUUUUUUAAAAAAUAAAUUCGAUAUAUACUGUAAAAUUAUACAAUUUUUUGUUUGUGAUUUCAGGGUUUUUACAUUUUAACAAAAUAUUUUAAAAGUUAUAAACUAACCUCAGACCUCCAGUGUAAGUUGGUUUCAAGAUUGAGUGUUUUUGUUUUUUUAAUAUUUAUAGAAAUUAUGUAAACAUAAAAGUAAUGAGAA
This is a messenger RNA of Carlito syrichta (Philippine tarsier), 1225 nucleotides long. RefSeq names its product THAP domain containing 1 (gene THAP1). The transcript has 3 exons. The coding region runs from base 262 to 903 and encodes 213 amino acids. The record is from RefSeq and is a predicted model, not a curated record. Gene Ontology annotation, molecular function: sequence-specific DNA binding. NCBI's taxonomy places the organism in Eukaryota, Metazoa, Chordata, Mammalia, Primates, Tarsiidae.